UCUUGCGCCGAGAUGCGGGAAUAUAUUCAGCCUCAGUGGGUGUUUCCAAGCGGUCAUCUAGUUCUGGCGAGAGGGUAUACAACAACUACGGCCAAAUCUCGCGAGAGGUUUGGUUUAGGGCAAGGUUUGGGGUAGGAUCAGAAUAAAAAGAAAAGUUCUGGCUAGAUAGAAUAUUGCUACGGCAUAAAUUCCGGGUAAUGUUGGGUUUCGGGUAAAGUUAAUUUAGGGGGUAGGAUUAGGAUGAAAACAGCGCACAUCCGGCGGGAUUCCACGAGAUGUUGGACGUAGCUGUAUUGCUUCUAGCCACAGCCCGGCUAUCUGUGUGCGUACAUCGAUUGUAAACUCGUUAUUGCGGUGCAUCGUGUAAUUAAAUUAGUAAACUGUGACUGUUCCCUCAAACACAUUACAUAAUGGAACUUUUAAAGCUUUCGUAUUCGUAGUUUUUCUCUUGUUUGGAGGGAGAUCUCAUCUGACAAUGAGCACUGUCCUGGAUGAUCCGACCCUUGAGAGACAUUUUAAGGGUCACAGAGAUGUCAUCACAAGUGUGGAUUUCAAUUCUAAUAUGAAACAAAUAGCCACUGGCUCCAUGGACUCGUGUAUUAUGAUCUGGAAUAUGAAGCCUCAAAUGAGGGGUUACAGGUUCAUGGGACAUAAAGAUGCUGUGAUGUCCGUUCAGUUCUCACCUUCUGGUCAUCUUGUUGUUUCUGCAUCCAGAGACAAGACGGUCCGGCUCUGGGUUCCCAGUGUGAAAGGGGAGUCAACAGUUUUCCGAGCCCAUACUGGAACAGUACGAAGUGUGAGCUUUUCAAGUGAUGGCCAGACCCUAGUCACCUCAUCUGAUGACAAAACUAUCAAAGUCUGGACUGUUCAUCGCCAGAAGUUUCUCUUCUCUCUCAAUCAACACAUUAACUGGGUCCGCUGUGCUAAAUUCUCACCUGAUGGGCGACUGAUAGUUUCUGCCAGUGACGAUAAAACAGUGAAGCUGUGGGAUAAGAACAGCAGAGAGUGCAUCCAUUCAUUCUGUGAGCACAGCGGAUAUGUGAAUCACGUUGACUUUCACCCAAGUGGCACCUGCAUCGCAACAGCUGGCACAGACAACACAGUAAAGGUCUGGGAUAUUCGCACCCACAAACUCCUGCAGCACUAUCAAGUUCACAGUGGUGUGGUGAAUGGACUGUCCUUCCACCCGUCUGGAAAUUACCUCAUAACAGCCUCCAACGACUCCACCCUCAAGAUACUGGACCUGCUGGAGGGCAGACUGCUCUUCACGUUACACGGUCAUCAGGGCCCUGCCACCUGUGUAGCUUUUUCAAGGACUGGAGACUACUUUGCUUCUGGUGGCUCAGAUGAGCAGGUGAUGGUAUGGAGGACUAACUUUGACAGUGUGGAUUACAGUGAAGUCCUGGAGCAGAAAUGCACUCGUUCAGAGUUUGAGCCUUUCAGUCAUGAUCACAAAACGUCCAACCACGUACCAACAAAGGUGUCAGAUGCUACUGAAAAGUCUCAUGACUUUGACUCGCACAAAAGUAGCAGCAGAAGCCUCGAUCAGCCCAUUCCGAUCUUCUCUGAACCCCAUACGGAGUCUUCAUCUCCAUCAUACUCCCAACAGCAGCAGCUGAAGCCGACUGAAACAGACAGCAUCCCUGCUACGUUGGCGAGCACCCUCGAGCACAUUGUAGGGCAACUGGAUGUGCUCACCCAGACGGUGGCCAUUUUGGAGCAGCGCCUGACACUCACGGAAGACAAACUAAAAGAGUGCAUGGAGAAUCAACACAAGAUCAGCUCUCAACACCGAUCUGACACAUGAUCCAGCCAUCUACCUCUCAAACACGUUUACUUUUUAACAAUUAAACAUUUGUUCUAGCCCCAAAACAUUUUCAUUUACAGAUUUGCUAUUGAUUUGUUGUCACACGUAAAUAAAACAAGAAAUCAUAGUUUAUUAUGUAGUAAGAGAUGUGCCUUGAGAGGCAGAUUUUUGUAUUGUAUACAAAAUACGAUGGAGAAUUGUGCUGAGGAUUGUAUUGGUUUCUGCUGAGUAUGGUCUUACCACUCGUGUCCCUUGCGGCCGGCAGGACUAGAGGAAGACCGUAAUGUAAUCCAUCUUUAAAACCACACGAUGAAACUUAACCUUUUAUUCUGAUAAGACAAAAAUCUAAAUGCCAACCUUUCUUUUUUCAAACUUGUUAAGCAGUAUGAAUGUUUUGAACUAAAUUAACUGGGGUUGUAGUUAUCCUUUUUACUAUUGAUGCUGUGUGUUGAUGUGCUGUGAGUUGAUGCUCUUUUUGAAACAUUGCUAUUAUGAGACGUGAAGUAUUGCACUGCAUAGUUUUGGCAACAUAUUUGUAUACAUUUUUAUUCAAUGAAAACAUUAAUAAAAUGUGUUUAUUUAACAUGAAUAGUGGGCUCUGUGUAUGCUGUUAUGUGUCGUUGAUGUAUAUUACUGUACAUUAGUGAGCUUAAAUGCAGUAUUAGUGUAAAGAUAUGUGACCCGGGACCACAAAACCAUUCAUAAGGGUCAAUUAUAUUUCAUUGUAAUGUAAACAAGCUUUCCAUUGAUGUGUUGUUUGUUCAAAUAGGCUGAGAUAUGACUAUUUGAAAAUCUUUAAUCUGUGCGUGCAAAAAAAUCUAAAUAUUGAAAAAGAUUCCAGAUUAAUUUACACAUAUUACUAAUCAUAAAUACAUGUUUUUAAUAUUUACG
Molecule: messenger RNA, 2698 nt
Organism: Paramisgurnus dabryanus
Lineage: Eukaryota; Metazoa; Chordata; Actinopteri; Cypriniformes; Cobitidae
Gene: poc1a
Product: POC1 centriolar protein A
Biological process (GO): cilium assembly
Cellular component (GO): centriole; ciliary basal body
Molecular function (GO): protein binding
Source: RefSeq, a predicted model, not a curated record